Molecule: messenger RNA, 1032 nt
Organism: Halteromyces radiatus
Lineage: Eukaryota; Fungi; Mucoromycota; Mucoromycetes; Mucorales; Cunninghamellaceae
Product: U3 snoRNP-associated protein Esf2
Exons: 4
Coding region: 35-1009 (324 amino acids)
Biological process (GO): endonucleolytic cleavage in 5'-ETS of tricistronic rRNA transcript (SSU-rRNA, 5.8S rRNA, LSU-rRNA); small-subunit processome assembly; endonucleolytic cleavage to generate mature 5'-end of SSU-rRNA from (SSU-rRNA, 5.8S rRNA, LSU-rRNA)
Cellular component (GO): nucleolus
Molecular function (GO): RNA binding
Source: RefSeq, a predicted model, not a curated record
UUCUUUCUUACAGAUACACACACACACACUCACCAUGGCAAUUAAUAAUAAAGCUCAAGAUCUUUUAGGACUUCAUGAAAGUGAUAACGAUUCAAGUAUUGAAGAAGAAUUGGUAGAACGUGAAGAUACUCGAUUCAACAUUAAACAACUUCGACAGAAAGGAAACAAUAGCGAAUCUGAAGAUAACGACGACGACGAUGACAAUGAAGAUCAAGACGUUGAUAAAGAAGAAGAUGAAAGUGAACAUUCAGAUCACGACAAUGAAGACGAUGGAAAUGAUGAUCCUUUGGCGGAAGAAGCAACAUCCAAGAAACGAAAGAAGACCAAACUCAAGCCCAUGACCCCAGCCGAACUUGAAGAACUUGAACUAGCCAAUAAACGUAGUGGUGUUUGUUAUUUAUCUCGUGUACCUCCUUUUAUGACUCCCAAACGUGUACGAUCUUUGUUGAGCAAGUUUGCAGAAUUGGGCAAGUUAUAUUUGGCACCUGAAGAUCCAAAAAUCACAGCAAGACGUCGAAAAUAUUCCAAAAAUAGAAGAGUUAAUUAUACCGAAGGUUGGGUGGAAUUCAAGGAUAAAAGAAAGGCAAAGGCUUUGGCUGAACAUUUGAAUAUGCGACAAAUAGGUGGAAAACGAACAUCACAACAUUUUCAUGAAAUGUGGAAUAUCAAAUACUUGCCAAAAUUCAAAUGGAGGCACUUGACAGAACAAUUUGCUUAUGAAAGACGAGCUCGACAGGAACGAUUACGGGCUGAAAUGGCGCAAGCUGCUAGGGAAAAUAAAGCAUAUAUGCUUAAUGUGGACAAGGCGAAGAAGAUGGAACAUAUUCAAGAAAGAAAACGGAAACGUGGUCAAGAUAUUAAUACUGAUGGUACAGAAGCUCGUCGUAUGUUCCGACAACGUGAUAUGGUGAAUCGUGAAGGUGCUACUGGUCAGGCAGCAAAGAAAUCAUUAGAUAGAGUAGAGGAUCCUGGAUUGAAGAAUGUAUUAGGACAAGUUUUUGGUCAAUAAAGUUUAUUAGUUUUGCAUUAUAC